GCCGGCAGUGCGCCCCGACACGACCCGUGCGCGCUGCCCCCUCGGGGCGGGCCGCUGCCCGGGCGGCGCGUUGCCGCGGUUGCCGGUGACGCCGGGGGCGGCCCCGCAGCGGCCAUGGCGGGCCAUGCAGUCACCUCGGUGCUGGCCGAGCUCUGCUGGGCCCAGGGCUACGCCGUUCCCGUGGCCAACGCGGCGAACGUGGCUCUGGAGGACAGACUGCAGAAGAUGCACAAAGAAAAAGCAUACCUGCAGGAUAAGCUGGCCGACUUUGAAGAGUGCGUAAAAGCAGUGACAUCUCACUUGAAAAAUGUCAGGCAAGAGAUCAGCUUCACACAGUCUCUUUACAGAGCCAGAGAGAAUGAAACUGAAACUGAACACCACUUUAAAGCCCUUGCUGAGAGAGAACAUGGACAUCUGAAACAUGACUUUAAGCAACUGGAAGAUGAGAUCGUUUCCUUAAGAGAAAAGAAAAACAGUCAAGAAAAUACUAUAAAUAAAACCACUAAGAAGCUGGAAAACUUAAAGCAGCAGAUGAACUGUAAUAAGGAAGUUCUGGAGAGCUGCAUAAAGAAAUCAAAUAGUAAAGAUGAUGAUACUAUCACAAUCCAGAAGUAUGCACUACAAGAUGAAGGGAAAAUAAGAGCAUUAACCCUUCAAGUAGACAAGUUGACCAUGCAUGCAAAUCAGAAGCGCAGAGAUCUUGAUAACGAGCUUACAGAAACUAUCAUUGCUCAGAUAGAGCUUGACAAGACACCUGAAGAUUUUCGCAGAGUUCAUCAGGAAAGGCAAGAAGUCAUCAGGCAGUGGGAGAAUACAAUACAACAGAUGCAGAAAAGAGAUCAACAGAUUGAUCACUGUGCUUUGCUAAUAACAGAGAUAAAACAGGAGAUGAGAAAGAAAGAAAUGGUGCUGGAAGAGAAGACUUCCUUUUUGGUUAAUGAAACUCUUAAUAAUAUGGAAUACGAAAAGAAAGCUUCUUUGGCUGAACGAGAAGCUACCAGCCUCCGAAAUGAACAUCGAAGUCAGGAUACCUCCGGAGUUCAGCUGCAGGAUGAGCUGGAUACUUUAAAAUCAACUGUGGACAGAAUUGCCACUGAUGUAGAGUCUCUGAGACUGCAAGGAACCAAUCUGAAGAAAGAAAUACAGAAAAAACAAACCAGAUUAAGCUUUCUUAAUGAAAAAAAUGCAAGUCUUUCUAAUAAGGUGAAGCUUGUGACUGAGGAGACUCUCAGUUCAGAUGACAAAGCUUUGAGGAUGGAAGAAAUACUAAAAGAAGAAGAAAAAAUUGUCCAGGAAAAAGAAACAGAAACAAGCCAGCUAAAAGAACUUCUUUUCAAGAAGACUCAAGAUUUAACAGUGCAGCAGGACAAGGAGAAGUGUGUUCUAGCAGAAUUUGAGGGAUGCCCAUUAUCACUUAAAAAUCUCAAGAGUCAACUGAACAGACUGGAUACAGAUGCGUUAAAACAACUAGAUUUAAUGUAUAAUCAGGAUUUUUAUAUUCAGCAAGUACAGAGAAGGCUGUCACGGUUAGAAGGAGAGGUUAAUGCAGACGAAAAACAAGUUUUGGAAGCAAAAUUUGCUGAACUUAAGAAAACACUAGAAGAAAAUAAAAACACAUAUGAUGUUUUACAUGCACAGUACAAGAAACUUCAGAGUGAUGUCCAUUUCAUCAAGAGAACAAUGGAUAAAACUGGAGAAGAAAAAAGUGAUGUGACAAUCAAGAUAAACGAACUAAAUAUUUUGAAUGAGAAAUCAGAUCAGGAGUUAAAAAGAGCUAAAGUCAUUAAGCAGGAGAUGAUGGUUGAAGAUAAUCUCUUAAAACUACAAUUGAACCGUCUUCGAGAUACUCUGUGUACCAACACAGAGGAAGUUCUAACACUGGAAAAACAAAAACUGGAGUUAGAGAAAGCCAUAGCAGAAAGAACUGAGGAAAUUAAGAUUCAUAAGGACGUGCUGGAUUCCCAGAUAAGACUUGUGGAUCAGGGGCGGCAACGCUUAAGUAUUGAAAUUCAAGAACGCCUAAGUAAGAUUGAUAAUCUGGCAUACAAAUAUGAAAUUCUUACCAUUGCCACGAUGCCACCUGAAGGAGAAGAGGAGAAAACUCUCACCUACUAUGUAAUUAAGGCUGUACAGGAAAAGGAAGAACUUCAUCGUGAAGGUGAUGAUUUAGAUGCAAAGAUCUGCAAAGCUGAAAAAGAAACGGUAGCUCUGAAAAACACUGUCUAUGUACUUAAUAACUGCAUCAAGAAUUACCGAAACUCUUUCAAGCAAGUCACUGAGACAAGUGAGGAGUAUGAGGAAAAACUGAAACUAGAGGAAGAGAAAAGGGCUGCUGAUCAACAAUACAGACACAAACGAAGACAGAUCAAGGAACUUCAGGAAAAUUUCCAGAGCAUGGAAAAUAACUUUGAUAUAGUCCUGAAGCAGGGGGCCCUCUUCCAGGACCAAAAGAAGGAAAAACAAGCUCUUAACUUGCCGCUGAAGAAAGACAUAGAAGAACAGAAACCCAAACUAGAAAGGGUUAUAACCCAGUGUUCCAGACUAUCCAGAGAAAUUCAGUCUCUGAAGAAAACUAGCACAGAAACACAGGAAGAAGGAGACACUGAUCUUCAUGAUUUGAGAAGCAUCAACAGGACCACUGGCAAAUUGUUAGCUGAUGUUCUAGAAGCAAAUCCCGAUUUAAAUACACCCUUUCAAAUGUACUUUCACCAGUCCAAUUUAGAGCUUCCUACGACUACUUCUGCUGCUGGUAGUCAAAGUUCUCGAUCACCAUCCACACAAAGCUCACUAGCUUCUAUCAGGUCCUCCAGAAGUUCUGGCUCCAGUCAGUUAUCACUCAAAGUUAUAGAUCUGAGCUUGCCUAUCAACAGUUCUGAAGAAGCAGCUGCCGCUGGUUCACCGCCAUCCAGCAGAGCUAGCAACUCUGAUAUUUAUAAACACAAAAAAAAGUCUUAAGUAGUCUUUUGAAGGCCAUAGUAAAGGCUUCACACUAGUUAGACUAAUCAAUUAAGAAGCCUUAACUUAUUUAUCAAGGUCUAGAGGCAAUUUCGGCAUUAAUUUCUAUCAGCAAUGUAUGUUUUAACUUUCUUCUGAAGUAUGCAGUACAUUAUCUAGGAGGAAUGCUAGAGCAUGUUUUACAUAAUAAAAUAAAUUACCCUUUAAAUACUUUCUCAUUUUACUGCUGGAGAACUAAGCCCUUAAUUCACUUUUCUUAUAAUGAAAAGGAGAGUUAUCUUGAAGUCAUUAAUUUUAAUAAACUGAUAUCUCAUUGCUGUCAAAAGUUUUAGAUUACAUUGCAACAACCCAGGCAAGACAAUGUACGCUUCGUUUCAAGAUCUACCUUGACUAUCAAUCAGUCAUCUCAGAUCGUAUCCUGAUUGAAAGAUGACAGUAUAUGAUUAAAGUCUGUAAAACUGUACUACUUCUGUUAAAAAAGACACAGUACCUUGUUUAGCAGCUGACCUAUAUCUACAGAAGUAAUUGGAAAACUUGCAGCCAAAAUGCUAUGGUACCAUCUACCAGAUAUUAGCUCCUUAGUGUGUUCUACCAACCAUCUUUGGAGAACUUGCUAAAUAAAGCAUUACUUAUUCCACAGCAAUGCAACCACUGCCUUCAAGCUGCUGUAAAGCAAAUACCUAACAAGAAAAACCCCAAACAAAACCCAAAAGGUCCAGACUUGAACUUACCUAAACAAUGAACAGUGUUUCAAAGCUCUUCUCUUCUACUUCAGAUGUGGUUUGUUGGUUUUGGUUCAUUGUUUGUUUUGGGGUUUUUUUGGGUUUUGUUCUUUUUUUACAUUAC
Messenger RNA from Cuculus canorus (common cuckoo), 3801 nucleotides. It is a transcript of the gene CCDC39, whose product is annotated as coiled-coil domain containing 39. The coding region runs from base 115 to 2955 and encodes 946 amino acids. The record is from RefSeq and is a predicted model, not a curated record. Gene Ontology annotation, biological process: cilium movement; cilium-dependent cell motility; inner dynein arm assembly. Lineage: Eukaryota; Metazoa; Chordata; Aves; Cuculiformes; Cuculidae. Gene Ontology annotation, cellular component: axoneme. The transcript is spliced from 20 exons.